UUGAACAGCGAUUCCACGUGUCGUCAACUCGGCGGUGGAAGUGAAGCAGGUUUACUAUUACUAGGCUGCUUUUAUACUGUCUAACCAUUAAAAACUUCUUACUAGGUACAAAGAUGCAGAAAUUACUGGUGAUUGCUGCUGUUUUGGCAACGUGCCUUGUACAUGCUGAUGAGGGACAGGGCCCUGCUUGGCUCUUAGCAUCUAAGCAGCUUCACAAUCAGUUUGUUGUCGAAGACAAGGAAUUGAUAGUGGAGUACAGCAUUUACAACGUAGGAGAGAGUGUUGCCGUGAACAUUCUACUUGAUGACCAAACGUUUCCUUCCCAGGACUUUGAUGUCGUCCGCGGUUUGCUAAAGGCCAAGUGGGACCGUAUUGCACCUGGAACUAAUGUGUCUCACACGGUUAUCCUUCGUCCGAAGAUCUUUGGCUUCUUCAACAUGACAUCUGCAUUUGUAACAUACUACCCGACAGAAGAUGCAUCUGAGCCAGUCUUUGCUUACACAAGUGCCCCUGGAGAGGGAGGAAUCAUGAAAUACAGAGAAUAUGACAGAAAGUUCUCACCACACCUUCUCGACUGGGGUGCGUUCGGUAUGAUGACAGUACCCUCACUAUGCAUUCCAUUCAUGCUCUGGUACAGGAGCAAGUCUAAGUACGAGGCAAUUAUGAGGCAGGGAAAGAAAUCAAACUGAUUUCCUGGUGCUCUUAAAAUAGCAAUGGGUGUUCUUAAAAUAGCAAUCGGUGUUCUUAAAAUAGCAAAAUUUUCAACCAUCACGUGCAGCAGUUACUUAAGCAAAUUGUUCCCCCAUGUAAUUGCCACAUUUAUUCAACUUCACUCGCUUUCCCAGUAAUGACAUGCACAGCUUUAAUAAGAAUCAUAAACAAAUAUGUAUAAUACUUAUUAUGAAUUUAUGCUCGUUUAAAUUUAACUACUGUGAAUUAGUUUCAAAUAGCCUGCUCAAUAGAAAAUGUCAUGAAGGUUAAUCGAUCCGAAAAUAUUCAACGAGCAGAUUUACUGGUACUAUUAGGUUGUGUAGCGAUUUUUUCUCUAUGCAGAUUUUACUAAUUUCCAUUUGCUGUCACCUAAUUGACUUGAGCAUCAUUUUUCAUCUUUUAUACCAUAUGAGUAUGAACAAUUGAAUGGUAGCAGGAAACCUUUUUUAAUUGGUGUUAGGGUUGGCACUGUUGAGUGUACCUGGGGACAUGAAAUUGUGUUGAGGGUGGGUGAGACCAUCAAAUAAAUGUAGACUUCAUUAAAAUUAAUUUUCACCACAACUGUAAUAAAAUACCAUCUUGUUGUUGUUGUAAUAAAAACAAAAAUAAUAAACACAGGGUUUUUAUAAGAA
This is a messenger RNA of Priapulus caudatus, 1343 nucleotides long. Its product is annotated as translocon-associated protein subunit beta-like. The transcript is spliced from 4 exons. The coding region runs from base 114 to 689 and encodes 191 amino acids. The record is from RefSeq and is a predicted model, not a curated record. Gene Ontology annotation, cellular component: membrane; endoplasmic reticulum. Lineage: Eukaryota; Metazoa; Priapulida; Priapulimorpha; Priapulimorphida; Priapulidae.